AUGCACUUUCCAGAAAAACCUUUGCCUCCGAUUCCUGGACAGGGAAACACGCGCCGGCCGCGGCCGCCUCCCGUCCCGCAGGACGAAGACGAGGAUGACGAGGAGGAGGAGGAGGUGGUGGUGGCUCUCUACGACUUCCCAGGCAUGGAGCCGCACGACCUGAAGCUGGUCCGCGGCAGAGAGUACGUCAUCCUGGAGAAAUGUGACGUCAACUGGUUCAGGGCGCGCAACGAGUACGGGGAGGAAGGAUACAUCCCCAGUAACUACGUGUCGGAGAAAACGUCUGGGAACCUGGUGCAGUUCUCGUGGUACAGUAAAGGAGUAAACAGGAACAUGGCUGAGGAGCUGCUGAGGAAGGAGGACAAAGAAGGAGCCUUCAUUGUGAGAGACUCCAGCCUCCCGUCGACAUACACAGUCUCUCUUUACACCAAAGCAGGAUCUGGGAAAGGAGGUCCAAUGAUUAAACAUUAUCACAUUAAAGAGACGCAGUGCUCCCCCAAAAUGUUUUACCUGGCUGAGAAACACAUGUUCAGCUCCAUCCCUGAACUCAUCGAGUACCACAGCCACAACGGAGCCGGUCUUGCAGCCAGGCUCAGAUAUCCUGUAGGAAAGCAGGACAAGUCAGGUCCAUCGACGGCAGGCUUCAGCUACGAGAUGUGGGAGAUCAACCCGAGCGAGUUGACCUUCAUGAAGGAGCUGGGCUGCGGUCAGUACGGCCAGGUGAGGCUCGGCAUGUGGAGGUCUCAGCACAAGGUGGCCAUUAAGGCCAUCAAGGAGGGCGCCAUGUACGAGGAGGACUUCAUCGAAGAGGCCAAACUCAUGAUGAAGUUGUCCCAUCCCAAGCUGGUGCAGCUGUACGGCGUCUGCAGCCAGCAGAGGCCCAUCUACAUCGUCACAGAGUUCAUGCAGCAGGGCUGCCUGGUGAACUACCUGAGGCAGCGGCGCGGCAGCUUCAGCCCCGGGUCGCUGCUCGACAUGUGCCUGGACGUCUGCGAGGGCAUGGAGUACCUGGAGGAAAACAGCUUCAUCCACAGAGACCUGGCGGCCAGGAACUGCCUGAUGAACGACGCUAUGGUGGUGAAGGUUUCUGACUUCGGCAUGGCCAGGUACGUCUUGGACAACCAGUACACCAGCACCAAAGGUGCCAAGUUUCCUGUGAAGUGGUCUCCGCCUGAGGUCUUUAACUACUGCAAGUUCAGCAGCAAGUCGGACGUCUGGUCGUACGGUGUGCUGAUGUGGGAGGUCUUCACAGAGGGCCAGAUGCCGUUCGACCAAAGACUCAAUCACGAAGUGGUUGCCAUGGUCACCAACGGGCAUCGGCUGUUCCGGCCCAAGAUGGCGCCGCCCGCCCUGUACGACAUCAUGCAGCUCUGUUGGAACAACAGGCCGGAUGAGCGUCCGUCUUUCUCUCAGCUUUGCCUGAUGCUCUCAGACGUUUUGGAGGACGACGGUACUUUUUCACCCUGAGCAUCCAGGAUGAUGCUCAGGAUCCUGGCUGAAGACGCACCUGCUGUCCCAACCUUUCCAAAGGCUUUGUGGUGUUUAUAUUUUAAAACCACAAACGGAAGGAUAGCAACCUGCACAUUAAUGCUGCUUAACGCGAUGAAACGUCGAGGCGCGCAGAGGAACCGACCACAUCUGCUCAUCAGCUGCUGCGUCUCUGCUGAACCCGAUUCAGGUCGGCGAACUGGACCUGAGUGACGCUCACUGACUGCAGAGGCUUAGCCAGGUGUUUCAACAUGUUGGGUGGAAAUAAAUGGCUUCCUUUCUUCUGCUUGUUGGAGUUCUUACUGCAAGUAAAGAAACUCACAAGUCGAGGUUUAACCGCAGCACAGACUGAUUUUUAUUUAAUACCAGCCCUUGAGUGAAACCUAACACAAAAAUCAGAAACUCAUUUUUAUAUUCUUAACUAAAUAAAUUUUGUGGCCUGCCAGCAGUUUAAACUCUCCAGUUUUUGACAGUUUUUUGGUUAAACCUUUUAAACUUUUUUAAAAGCAACAUUGUUGCUAAUCACACAUUGUUUCAACAUAUUGUGGUUUGUAACAUGUUUAUAACACUUUUCACAACAGUGUUAUAAACA
Molecule: messenger RNA, 2080 nt
Organism: Poeciliopsis prolifica (blackstripe livebearer)
Lineage: Eukaryota; Metazoa; Chordata; Actinopteri; Cyprinodontiformes; Poeciliidae
Product: tyrosine-protein kinase Tec-like
Exons: 14
Coding region: 1-1467 (488 amino acids)
Biological process (GO): T cell receptor signaling pathway; B cell receptor signaling pathway; adaptive immune response
Molecular function (GO): non-membrane spanning protein tyrosine kinase activity; protein binding; ATP binding
Source: RefSeq, a predicted model, not a curated record